AUGUCUUCUCCAUCUCAACAGCAGGACUCGCAGAAGCGAGACGAAUCUCAGGCUCCUCAGUCUCCCGGUCAAGGCCAGAACCAACAGGAGCAGGGUAACGACAGCAACCCUUUCAAUCAGAACCAGAACGAGGGUCAGCAAGAGUCACAGAACCAGGACCAGGGCCAGGGACAAGAGGCUCAACAGCAACAGCCAGGUCAAGAGUCUGAGUCCAAGGCCGAAGAUGCUAAGGACGAGUCUAAGCCCGACAUCGAGAACGCAAAGGCUGAGACACCCGGCGACAAGGAGGACAAGCCUGAGCAACCUGGUCAGGAAAAGCCCGAAGAGCCCAAAGCUGAAGAGUCAAAGCCCGAUGAGUCAAAGCCAGAGGAAUCUAAGCCCGAGGAUUCAAAGCCUGAAGAGGCCAAGGUAGACGACAAGAAGCCCGAGGAAGUAAAGAAAGAGGAGGAUGACGCCGACUCCAAGCCAGAGCAAGCAAAGGCCGAGGCCCAAAAGACCCCCCAAGAGGCCAAGCCCAAGCAGAAGCGCCAGCCCGUCAAGGAAGAAAGCGAGGACGAGGACGACUCUGAAGACGACGACGACGACGACUUUGACUCUGAAGAUGAUUCCGAAGAAGACUCGGAGGAAGACUCUGAAGACGACGAGUCAGAGUCAGAGUCCGAAGAGGAGAACGAGCCCGCUACACCUCCCCAGCAGGCUGAGCCAGGCCGUAAGGGCGGAAAACGCGGAAACGCAAAGGCCGGCGAUGUAAGACGUCGACGCCCUGCAUGGCUCGACGAAGAAUCUGACGAUGAGGGCCGCAAACAGUUUUCGAAGCAAGACCAGCAACUGCAGCAGCGUCAACAGCAGGAAAUGCAGCAACAGCGCCAACAGCAACAGAUGCAGCAGCAGCAGCAGCAGCAGCAGCAGGGAGGCGGCGGUAAGAGCGACGCCCUCAGCUUGCAUCUCGAGCUUAACCUCGAGAUCGAAAUCGAGCUCAAGGCCAGAAUCCACGGUGAUCUUACACUGGCACUACUGUAA
Molecule: messenger RNA, 1020 nt
Organism: Fusarium subglutinans
Lineage: Eukaryota; Fungi; Ascomycota; Sordariomycetes; Hypocreales; Nectriaceae
Exons: 2
Coding region: 1-1020 (339 amino acids)
Source: RefSeq, a predicted model, not a curated record